Messenger RNA from Triticum dicoccoides, 517 nucleotides. RefSeq names its product chloride channel protein CLC-a-like. Lineage: Eukaryota; Viridiplantae; Streptophyta; Magnoliopsida; Poales; Poaceae. The record is from RefSeq and is a predicted model, not a curated record. Gene Ontology annotation, cellular component: intracellular membrane-bounded organelle; plant-type vacuole membrane. Bases 1 to 474 code for a protein of 157 amino acids. The transcript has 3 exons. Gene Ontology annotation, molecular function: nitrate:proton symporter activity.
AUGGCGAUCGCCCCGCCACAGCAACCUCUCCAUGUGCUAGAUCCGGUGGGAUCCGCCUCCAUCGCGUCCCGCCUGGACCCCCACCGCUGCGGCCGGGGCAACUCCCCCCGGUGGUUCCUUUUGGAGAAGAGGAGGACGGAGGAGUGGGAGGCCAGGGAGCGGUUCUCGUCGGUGGAGCUCGCCGACAAGAACUGCAAGAUCUACGACCUGGAGCUCACGCCGGAGGAGUUGGAGAUGUACAUCGACCUCCACCCAUUCACCAACACGACGCCCUACACCGUGGUGGAGACCAUGUCGGUGGCCAAGGCCGUGGUGCUGUUCCGCUCCGUCGUGCUCCGGCACAUGCUCAUCAUGCCCAAGUUCCAGGGCCCCGAGAUAUCUCCGCUUGUGGGGAUCUUGACGCGGCAGGACCUGAGAGCGCACAACAUCCUCGGCGCGUUUCCGCACCUGGCAAAGAAGAGCAAGGCGCACUGAAGCUCAAGCUCAAGCUGAAAGCCAGCACCAUUUUUGUUUUGGG